AUGCUAGAGAUUCUUGAAGCCACAGAUGACAGUUGGGUGAUAACUGGACAUCAAAGCUGCCCCUAUCGCUAUAGAAAAAUUGAAGUGAUUGAAAUCACAACUGACCAAUGCAGUGUCAAGAAGAGGGUCUUUACUUCUGUGACUUUUGAUGACUAUGACUCUGUGGAUAAGAUUGUCAUUCAAAAAUACCACACUGUGAAUGGUCGCAAUUGUGAAAUACAAAAGGCCUUUAAGCAAGAAAUGGCCAGUGCUUCCUCUAGUCAAAGAGGUCAAAGUGGCUCUGGACAUGUUAGCAGUGGCCAGGGAGGUGGCUUUGGUGGAAAUGAUAACUUUGGCUAUGGUAGAAACCUCAGUGGUUGUGGUGGUUUGGGUGGCAGUUGGGGUAGUGGAGGAUAUUGUGAAAAUGCAGAUAGCUACAAUGGAUUUGGCAAUGAUGGAAGUGACUUUGGGCAUGGUGGAAUGAUUUUGGCAAUUACAACAAGAUUUUCAAACUUUUAUUUCAAGAAGGGAAGAAAUUUUGGAGGCAGAAGUUCUGGACCUUAUGGUGAAAGGCAGUAUUUUGCCAAAUUAUGUAACCAAGGUGGCUAUGGCGAUUCCAUCAGUACCAUUAGUUAUGGUAGUAGCAGAAAAUUUUAA
Phascolarctos cinereus (koala) is the source of this 636-nucleotide messenger RNA. Its product is annotated as heterogeneous nuclear ribonucleoprotein A1-like. Gene Ontology annotation, cellular component: catalytic step 2 spliceosome. Gene Ontology annotation, molecular function: mRNA 3'-UTR binding. Gene Ontology annotation, biological process: mRNA splicing, via spliceosome. Lineage: Eukaryota; Metazoa; Chordata; Mammalia; Diprotodontia; Phascolarctidae. The record is from RefSeq and is a predicted model, not a curated record.